Molecule: messenger RNA, 528 nt
Organism: Rotaria socialis
Lineage: Eukaryota; Metazoa; Rotifera; Eurotatoria; Philodinida; Philodinidae
Source: the annotation of a GenBank genome assembly
AUGUAUUUUUUGGGAUACUCGAUUUUCACCAAUAUUCACGACAGUCAACUUGAGCAGUUCACUAUAGUAACAACAGGCUUUGAAUCAUUCAGCUUUGGAUCAAAAGUUGCUGUAGAUUUUAUAAUAUUUUUUCUUACUGAUCAUGCCAUCUAUUUUACUGAUCAUCUAAAUCCAUACCUUUUUAAUGUAACUAUACUUCAUUUGGAAUAUCGACUUUGUCCUGAACAUCCAUUACUUGCAAGUGUAGACGACACAGUUGCACUAUAUCAUGCACUUCUUCGCAAUAAUAUUUCACCAUCGCAAAUACUUAUUAUGAGAGAUUCAGGAGGUGGUGGUCUUUCACUACUAACCAUUCAAACUUUAAUUACACGUCAAUUAUAUGUUCCCCGUGGUGUUAUUGUUCUAUCACCAUGGGCAGAUCUUUCCGGAUCAGGUGAGCAGUCAUCCUAUUCCGCAAUGUUGAACAUUCCGGAGUCAGUUCCGCCCCCGGAAUCAGUUCCGUCGAUUCCGGAAUUAGGUCAAAUAUGA